UUUUUUUUCCCGUCAUUUACCACGUAUGUGCAUUCACUGUACCUCCACUUCGCAAAUAGCUGUCAUCAUCGUUGUUACUGUUCCUCGAACAAGACGCUGCCUUCUCACUGAACAGCCUCCCAGGUGAAGCUUGGGCUCCGCGACAGCGGUGACGGCGGCCGAUCGCAGUUAUUUCGGGCCAGAAGCGAUAGACGCCUGUCUCAUCGUCUCCGUUACACGAGGCCACCAUGAUGGAAGAAGUGGAGCAAGACUGGCGUCAGCACUACGACGCCUGCUACGAAAGGCCGCCCACAGCCGUCGCCGCGACGGCCACUGCGCCCGUCAACACCAGUCAGACGCGGACAUACGAAGGAGCUCUCGACCAAAGCUCGGCGAUGCAGAGCUACAGCUCCGCCUCCAAGCUGGUGCCCUCCAAGCGGAACAGGAGCGUGGGCACUAUCCUUGGCAAUGAUUCGAGCACGAUUAUUCUGCGUUCCCUGGCCCUGCUCGUCAUCGGCGCGCUCUGCCUGACCCUCAUGACUUUGAUCGUGGUGAACGCGAGCGGCUCUGAACGUGACCGUUCGUCGGGCGACAGAAAACCCGUGGCGGCUGAGGAGGGUUCGCCACAAGAUGCGCCAGGACUGCCGCAGGCCGCUACCACUCCUCGGCCCGCGGCGACGCCAGUGGCAAGGUCUCAAGCCAAGACACGGAACCAGCGCACGCACUCGAAGCAAGCCAACAACACGUCGGGAAAGAAGGAUAACCUGUCGACGGAAGACAAGGAUGGCGGAGGUGGUUCGGAAGACACACAGAAAAACUCCCCCUGCGGCGAGCCACAACAGACAUACUGCCCCGAGAUCAAGUUGUCCUUCUUCUACCGCCACGAGCGCGACUACUGCGACUCCACCUACCGUGAGCAGGUGUUCGUGUGCAACCACAGCCCGAACCGCUUCAGCUCGCGGAAAGGCUGCAUGAACGCUUGUAUCAAGAAUGCCAAGCCCUUCGCUAGGUGCAAGCAGCAGCCCAUCUUCACCAAAUGCAACAGGAACGACGUCAAGGCCUCCUACUGGUACCGUGAGGGCAAGCGCUGCGUGGAGUGGGCAUACCCGGACGGAUACUGCGCCACCAAGCACAGGGGCGUGGCGCGAAGCCUGCGCGAAUGCCGCGACGAGUGCCUCGGUCCCGGCACGAACGACCACAGCUGCACGCUGCCGGCCGAGUACACGUGCCCGCCAGAAGAGCUCAAGUACCCGUACUUCGCGCACACCUUCUCCAACGGCACCGUCGCGUGCCUAGUGGCCGACAAGGAACUUCUGCGCCAGCACCGCUGCUUGGUGGGCGAAAACAAGUACGCCUCGAGGGACGAGUGUCGCAAGGCUUGCUCCAAGAACGCCGAGCCACCAGACGACAGCGGGAAGCACUAACCGAAGACGAUGAAGUGGGCUGUGGACUGUGCUCUGUUGCAGUGUUUUGUAAGUGCGAAAAAAAUAAAA
Dermacentor albipictus is the source of this 1472-nucleotide messenger RNA. RefSeq lists its product as uncharacterized. NCBI's taxonomy places the organism in Eukaryota, Metazoa, Arthropoda, Arachnida, Ixodida, Ixodidae. The record is from RefSeq and is a predicted model, not a curated record.